AUGGCCGCCGUUCAGGAAUUGGCCGAGCGCCUCAAGUCCGAUGACAAGGUCUACGUCGACACCGACGCCGGCGUUGACGAGCCCACGACCGCGGGUACCGAGUCCUCCCCCUUCAAGUCGCUUGCCGCUGCGUACAUCGCCAACAACGACUCCGUCACCUCGCGUCAGUUCCUCACCCGCGCCUCCAAGACGGGCGACGACGAGGCCGCGCGCCUUGAGUGGAAGGAGCCCGCAAAGAGUGCCGUGAAGAAGGCCCAGUCCGCCCUCGACGCCCACCGCAAGAAGCUGGCAAAGCAGGCCCAGAUCGAGGCCAAGGAGGAGGAGCUGAAGAAGGCCCGCCAGCAGGCCCUCGAGGCCGCCAAGCUGGUCGUUAUCAAGGAGGAUGAGUCGCUUCCCCCGGCGAAACGCAUCAACAUUGGCGAGAAGAACGUCCAGCUCGGCGAGGGUGAUAAGAAGGGAGACCGCGUCAAGAUUGCGGGACGUAUCCACAGGCUGCGUGCUCAGAAACAAGCCACCUUCAUCACUCUGGUCGACGGCUACGGCCACCUCCAGUGCGUGCUCCAGGCCGGCGACCUGACCAAGACGUACGAUGCCCUCACCUUCGCCCAGGGCACCUCUCUCUGGGUGUACGGCGAGCUGAAGAAGGUUCCCGAGGGCCAGACGGCCCCCGACAACCGUGAACUCCACGUCGAUUACUACAAGGUCAUUGGUACCUCGCCCACUGACGAGGAUGCCAUCACCAACAAGGUAUCGCUGCUGCAGAACCAGUGGGACUCGCAGAUGCUGGACAACCGCCACCUGGUCCUCCGCGGCGACAACGCCUCCGCCAUCAUGAAAAUCCGUGCUGCCGUCGAGUGGGCCUUCUGCAAGACUUACAAGGACCUCAAGAUCACAAAGGUGUCGCCUCCGGCUCUGGUCCAGACCCAGGUCGAGGGUGGUGCCACGCUCUUCUCCGUCCCCUACUACGACGAGGCCGCCUACCUCACCCAGUCCUCUCAGCUGUACCUCGAGACCGUCCUUCCCAGCCUUGGCAGCGUCUACUGUAUCGAGAAGUCCUUCCGUGCCGAGCGCAGCUUGACCCGCAGGCAUCUUGCCGAGUACACCCAUGUCGAGGCCGAGCUCGACUUCAUCGAGUUCCCCGACCUGCUCGAGCAUCUCGAGGAGGUCAUGUGCCGCGUCAUCGACAACGUCUUGGCCGACGAAGAAAUCGCUGCCUUCAUCAAGGAGCUCAACCCCGACUUCAAGAAGCCGGUCCGCCCCUUCAUGCGCAUGAAGUACACCGACGCCAUCGACUGGCUCAACGCCCAGGACCCCCCCAUCCUCAACGAGGAUGGCGAGCCGCACAAGUUUGGCGACGACAUCGCCGAGGCUGCUGAGCGCAAGAUGACGGAUGCCAUCAACAAGCCCAUCUUCCUCACUCACUUCCCUACCGAGAUCAAGGCUUUCUACAUGAAGAAGGACCCCAACGACCCGCGCGUCACCGAGAGCGUCGACUGCCUCAUGCCCGGCGUCGGAGAGAUUGUCGGUGGUUCCAUGAGAAUGGAGGGCUACGAGGAGCUCAUGGCCGCCUACGAUAGAGAGGGUAUCCCGUCCAAGGACUACUACUGGUACACCGACCAGCGAAAGUACGGCACCUCCCCCCACGGCGGCUACGGUCUCGGUCUCGAGCGCUUCUUGGCCUGGCUGGCCAACCAGCACACCGUUCGCACAACGUGCCUGUACCCUCGCUACAUGGGACGCUGCAAGCCUUGA
Messenger RNA from Colletotrichum graminicola M1.001, 1752 nucleotides. RefSeq names its product asparaginyl-tRNA synthetase. Gene Ontology annotation, biological process: asparaginyl-tRNA aminoacylation. The transcript is spliced from 2 exons. Gene Ontology annotation, cellular component: cytoplasm. The record is from RefSeq and is a predicted model, not a curated record. NCBI's taxonomy places the organism in Eukaryota, Fungi, Ascomycota, Sordariomycetes, Glomerellales, Glomerellaceae. The coding region runs from base 1 to 1752 and encodes 583 amino acids. Gene Ontology annotation, molecular function: ATP binding; asparagine-tRNA ligase activity; nucleic acid binding.